Messenger RNA from Papaver somniferum (opium poppy), 402 nucleotides. RefSeq lists its product as uncharacterized. The transcript has a single exon. NCBI's taxonomy places the organism in Eukaryota, Viridiplantae, Streptophyta, Magnoliopsida, Ranunculales, Papaveraceae. The record is from RefSeq and is a predicted model, not a curated record. The coding region runs from base 1 to 402 and encodes 133 amino acids.
AUGUACAACAUAGAGUAUGAUGAAGCUGGGAAACAAAGGAAGCUACAAAUUAAUGAGCUAGAGGAAAUACAUAAUGGUGCUUAUGAGAGCUCUCGUAUAUACAAGGAAAAGACAAAGUUAUUUCACGAAAAAAUGAUUUCUCGAAAAAGUUUUGUUGUGGGGCAGAAAGUUCUUUUAUUUGAUUAUCGUCUUAAGUUAUUUCCUGGCAAGCUAAGGUCCCAAUGGGUGGGACCAUUUGUUGUUACUAUUGUUUUCCCUCAUGAUGCAGUUGAAAUCUCUAGUCCCAAAACUGGGAAAAUUUUCAAGAUAAACGGCCAUAGAUUGAAGCCAUACUACGAGAACUUCACUACAAUGGAUGUUGAUGAGAUUGAGCUAUGUGAUUUGCUUUCUCUGGAGGAGUAA